Messenger RNA from Mya arenaria, 728 nucleotides. RefSeq lists its product as uncharacterized. The coding region runs from base 1 to 684 and encodes 227 amino acids. Gene Ontology annotation, molecular function: calcium ion binding. Gene Ontology annotation, biological process: cell-matrix adhesion. Gene Ontology annotation, cellular component: lysosome; extracellular region. The transcript has 5 exons. The record is from RefSeq and is a predicted model, not a curated record. NCBI's taxonomy places the organism in Eukaryota, Metazoa, Mollusca, Bivalvia, Myida, Myidae.
AUGAUUCUCACCCGAAUAAUUCAACUGGAAUGCGCUCCGACCGAGCCGCCGCCAAUAUGCUGCCUUCCCAAGCAGUAUGAGGCGUUCCUGUUCCUGUCGAGUGGUGCAGUUGACGUUGGCACGAAUUACGGAUUUGGGUACAGCAACGGCACGGUGGCGAUAGCGUUUGACGGCACACGUCAGUUGACGUACAUUCACGCCAAGACCGACAAUUUCCUUUCGCUGUACCCGAUACCUAUACCAGAGGAUUAUUUAAAUAUCAUCGACUAUAAAAAUAAUGUCCAGUGGCGCGUGUAUAGUGACGGCUCCUGUGAUACGCUCGACGUUGGCUUGCCGUUGUUUAAGGAAUGCAUACCCGGGAACGCGACCCUUCUGUCACGAGGCCGCAUAGGGAAUUCCGAACAGGAAGUCGCAACAUACCUUUUCCGGCAAAGAAUUUACCUGGAUCCAGAUGAGAUCACAGUUACCGUGCGCAUGUCGGACUCCACGCCUGGCGAAUGCAUUCCGGUCCGCGGUACCGUUUCCAGCGCUUACGUAUUUGACAGCAACAAGAACGUAGACAUCGCCGUCUAUGACGUGCUCGACUUUACCCCGGGCAUAAGAAACCCAGACGUCUUCAACAAACCGAGCCAGUGCAACAACUCAACGGUGUUGCAUGAAAAGAACAGACUAACUAUGACUUAAAGUCAAAGACGAUUGGAAAUUGCCGAUCAGUGACGAAUAACUAA